AUGUCAGGGCCUCCUCCUGCCCCGUCGGUAUCAACCCCCACGCCCCCAAUUUCCGACGCGCCGCCGUUCUCUUCCGCCGGAGCCGAGCCGGGCUCGACCACCACCUCCGAGGCCUCUUCUCCAGCGGGCGCUCCAAUCACCCUGGAGUCCCUCUCCACGGUUGUUGCUGCACUUAGCAGCAGCGUGGCCGAUCUCCUGCGGGGCGCCGCCGACACACAUUGCAUGGUCACCGAGACGAACCGCAAUGUCGCGGCGCUGCAGACUGCGUGGUCGGGUCUACUCCAGCCCCCUCCGCCUCCCCACCCGGCGCCACCACCCCCGCCGCCGCCGUCGACGACCGUGGCCUCCACGUCGGGGCCCAGGGGCGUUCCUCUGCACCAGAUCUCCUGGCCGGCGUCCCCGUCGCUGAUCCCAUCGUGGGCCACAGGGUCUCAGCCCAUGCCGGUGUACACGACCACUAAGGCCACGACCACAACAGCAUAG
This is a messenger RNA of Panicum virgatum (switchgrass), 483 nucleotides long. Its product is annotated as mucin-7-like. The record is from RefSeq and is a predicted model, not a curated record. NCBI's taxonomy places the organism in Eukaryota, Viridiplantae, Streptophyta, Magnoliopsida, Poales, Poaceae. The coding region runs from base 1 to 483 and encodes 160 amino acids. The transcript has a single exon.